This is a messenger RNA of Ornithodoros turicata, 468 nucleotides long. RefSeq lists its product as uncharacterized. Bases 1 to 468 code for a protein of 155 amino acids. The transcript has a single exon. Lineage: Eukaryota; Metazoa; Arthropoda; Arachnida; Ixodida; Argasidae. The record is from RefSeq and is a predicted model, not a curated record.
AUGUCGAGCGACUACGGUCCUGCCUCGCCGACCUCCAGCCCCGUCCCCCCCCCCCGAUCUAGCGCCCGCCCGUCUUACCAGCACCCUCUCCUGCAGACGGCUACCCACGUCUUUGUCAGACACGACGGGGUGCGCAAGCCCCUCCAGGCCCCGUACGACGGACCCUUUCUGGUCGUGUCCCGUGGCCCCAAGCACUUCACAGUCCAAAUAGCCAACCGCACGGAAACGGUCUCGCUCGACCGACUCAAACCGGCUUUCCUGGACGACGAAGUCGACGCGCCCCGGCUUCUACCACAGACUGUUGAUUCCCCAAUCCUCCCCAGUACUUCCCCCGCCACACCCCUCAACGACGUGUCCGCUGGGCCUCUCCGCUCCUUCAUCUCAUCAACCGCUACGCUGAGGGGGGAGCCAUGUAGCAGCCCCAGCGGUGCUAUCGUCAUCCUGGUUCAACAUCUCGCGCCCGCGUAG